CAAUGUAUAAAAUAAAAGUAGUCAACUGCUGAAUAGGUUUGUGUUGUAAUAUAAACAUGGACCCAGCCAGAAAUGGAGAAGUGGCUGAAAGAGGAAGAAUAGAGGCUGGGAGAGGGCGAGGAGUACGUAUACGUGGUGGCAGAAGAAUAAGAGGAAGAUCAAGAGCUGGAGUCUGAGAUGAGAUCAGAGCUACUAUAAUUGAUCAUGUAGUAAAUCAUGGUCUCUCCGUGAGAGAGGCUGGUCAGAGAGUGCAGCCGAAUCUGCAACGCUCUACAGUGGCAUCUAUUGUUAGAGUUUUCCGACAGACCAACAGUUAACUUGUAUUCUGCUCAGUUGCACAUGUCAGAUGUAAUUAAUGUUAUGUGUAAUUGUUUUUGCAUUUCUGCUUACUAGGACUCAACGGUUACCUCACACAGGAGGGAGAGGAAGGAUGUUCACUGCUGUGCAGGAAACCGCCAUUGUUGAUGUGGUAAUCAGAAACAAUGGGAUAAAGCUCACUGAGAUCAGACACAGUAUCUUGGCAGACAACGUUACCUUUGCAAAUAUUCACAGUGUAAGCCUGACAACAAUUUCUAGAGUCCUGAAGAAACAUCAGGUCAGGAUGAAACAUUUGUACACUGUGCCUUUUGAGAGGAACUCUGAACAUGUCAAGCAACUCAGGAACCAACAUGUCCAGAGAGUCAUGGAGAUUGAAGGCAUGCAAACACACCACAUUUUCAUCUAUGUGGAUGAGGCAGGUUUCAACUUGGCCAAAACAUGGCGACGAGGGAGGAAUGUGAUUGGGAAGAGAGCCACAGUGAAUGUCCCGGGCCAGAGGGGUGCCAACAUCACAAUGUGCGCAGCAAUAUCUACCGAUGGACUGCUGUUACACAGACCAGUAAUUGGGCCAUACAACACUGGACGGCUCCUUGUGUUCCUGCAUGAUCUCUAUGGAAGGGUUGAGCUAGGUGAGGAAAGGGAUGUGGACAGACGGAAUCAGCCAACAUAUAUAAUUGUAUGGGACAAUGUGGCAUUUCACCACUCCCAUGCAGUCACAGAGUGGUUUGUGGCCCAUCCCAGAAUGGAGUCGCUUUUCCUCCCACCUUACUCUCCAUUCCUCAACCCCAUAGAGGAAUUCUUUGCCUCAUGGCGGUGGAAGGUGUUCGACCAUCAUCCACAUGAUCAAAUGUCCCUUCUGGAUGCGAUGUAUGCUGGAUGCCUGGACAUAUCAGCAGUAGAUUGCCAGGGAUGGAUCAGGCAUGCCAGAAGAGUCUUUCCUAGGUGUGUUGCCCUAGAUGACAUAAGAUGUGAUGUGGAUGAGAACCUGUGGCCAAAUGGAGAAGGCCGAGUAGAUUAGCAUAUUGAAUCUGUAUCAGUGGAUGUUGUGUUUACAAAGUCUUGUGUUUUGGAAGUACUUAGUGCAAAAACAAAUACCAUUAAAAAUAAACAGCAUGAAAUACUGAAUAAUUCUGCAUCAUGUCUGAUUCAUUCCAGUAGCAUCUAUUGGAAGUACGAACAGAGAUGUGUCCUUGUUUUACACAAGAAAAUGUAAUGCUACAUGUUGUUAGUGUUUUUUAGGUCUUUGUUUUGUGGGUGACAAAGUGUGUUUGUCGGCUGUCAACCUUUACUAGUGUUCUGGAGGAAUGUUUAUUUGAGACCUGAAUGAAGUGUUUUGGUGGUUGUAGUGCAUUUUCAAUGUGAAAUGAACUGUUUUGCCAAGCUGAAACGCCGUUAGGAGAACUGUGUGAAAUUUCUAGCAAAAGUGACAUUAGUAUUGAAAAAUGGGUCCUAACGUCUGUAAAACUGUAAUAAGAAUCCCAUAUUGUAACAGUAUGUAGAGGAACAGCCAUCGUUAAAUAUCCCUAACCCACCUACACACACACACACACACACACACACACUCUCUCUCUAGCUCAUCUCCUUCUGCCUUGCUGUAAUUUGGUUUACUAAAGUAGUUUUAUCCCAUCUGGCUGGGAAUGUAAAUGACACUUUGGAAUUCCAGGUCACAUUCCUGCUAGUCAUUUUAGCAAGAAUGUGACCUGGAAUUAUAUGAAUGAUCAUACAGGUGAAUCUUAAAUGAGAAUAUUGUACAAAAGGCCUUUUAUUUCAGGAACUGAACUAAGGCCAAGAGACCAUUUAUUCAUUUAUUUACUUAUUUUUAAAUGGUUGAGGAGCCAGUUGAGGUGGCUCGGGCAUCUGGUCAGGAUGCCUCCUGGACGCCUCCCUGGUGAGGUUUUCUGGGCACGUCCAACCGGGAGGAGGCCCAAAGGAAGACCCAGGACACGGUGGAGGGACUAUGUCUCUCACCUGGCCAGGGAACGCCUUGGGAUUCUCCCGGAGGAGCUGGCCCAAGUGGCUGAGGAGAGGGAAGUCUGGGCCUCCCAGCUUAGGCAGCUGCCCCGUGACCCAACUCCGGAUAAGCGACUGAAAAUGGACGGAUGUUUUAAAACAUUUAUAAUUUGGACACCAAUCUUUACCAAAAAUUUAUGAAACCAUAAUGAACUUUACAACAAACCUACAAAUCUUAAAAAAGCUUAUUACACCAGAGGAGACACAGCACAAAUGAGUACACGCCAGUUACAGUCUUAGGAGAAAAGCCACGUAAGACUAGAACAUUCAGCUGAACAGGUA
Molecule: messenger RNA, 2610 nt
Organism: Nothobranchius furzeri (turquoise killifish)
Lineage: Eukaryota; Metazoa; Chordata; Actinopteri; Cyprinodontiformes; Nothobranchiidae
Molecular function (GO): nucleic acid binding
Source: RefSeq, a predicted model, not a curated record